Rana temporaria (common frog) is the source of this 2541-nucleotide messenger RNA. Its product is annotated as zinc metalloproteinase-disintegrin-like batroxstatin-2. Lineage: Eukaryota; Metazoa; Chordata; Amphibia; Anura; Ranidae. The transcript is spliced from 24 exons. Gene Ontology annotation, cellular component: plasma membrane. The record is from RefSeq and is a predicted model, not a curated record. Gene Ontology annotation, molecular function: metalloendopeptidase activity. Bases 52 to 2415 code for a protein of 787 amino acids. Gene Ontology annotation, biological process: proteolysis.
ACUUCCCUUGUCACUUGCACAUCGGGAACACGCUACAACCACACAGUGACAAUGCUGGGACCUCUACUAUUACUGCUUUCACUGCUGGAUAGCCUGGUUUUGGGAUUGAAUCCAUUUCCUGGGAAACAAAAGUAUGAGGUGGUUUAUCCUCGAAAACUUCAUACUCAGCACAAGAGAGAUACACAGAGCAAAUAUCCAGACCUGGUGCAUUAUGGGAUAGAAUUAAAUGGACAGCCACUAGAACUUCAUCUGGAAAAGACUGAAGACCUGCUAACUAGCAACUAUACAGAGACUCAUUAUCUGGAUGAUGGUACUCCAGUCACUACAAGUCCAGCAUGGCAGGAUAACUGCUAUUAUCAGGGUCGUGUGAAGAAUGACAACAACUCCCAAGUCAGCCUCAGCGUGUGCCAUGGGUUAAGUGGUUUUAUCAUGACACAAGAACAGCAACUGUUGAUUGAACCUUUGAAGACUGAGAAUGGCGCACAUGCUGUGUAUUCUUAUCAAGCCCAGGAGGCCCCCAAAACCUGUGGUGUGGACCAUACCAUGUACAAUGAUACCAUAAAGACAAAGAUAUCUUUUUCCACAAGCAACAAUGAGAAAAGGGCAUUCCUUAAGGCAAGAAAAUAUAUCGAGCUGUACAUGGUUGCUGAUAAAUCCAUGUACAUCAAAUACAAAAACAAAAAAGAGCUACGGGAAAGAAUAUUUGGAAUUGUUAAUUUCGUUAACUUGGUAUACAAACCCUUAAAUAUCUUUGUGGCUCUGACUGGACUUGAGAUAUGGGAUAUUAGAGACCAGUUUACAGUUGUCUCUUCAGCUAACAUCAAUCUCGAUCAGUUUUCUGCAUGGAGGAAAAAUAAUUUACUGCCCAGGAAACCAAACGACAAUGCUCAGUUUCUGACGCACACUGACUUUGAUGGUGCUACAGUGGGACUGGCCUGGGUCAGCACUCUGUGCAGUGACACCCACUCCACAGGGAUGACACAAGAUCACUCUAAAGAAUAUGUUCCCAUUGGAGCGACUCUUGCUCAUGAAAUGGGGCACAAUCUGGGAAUGGAUCAUGAUGGCGGUUCGUGUUUGUGCAAUUCUGAAUCUUGUAUCAUGGCACCUUCUUUAAGUUUUAAUACGCCUCGGGAAUUUAGCUACUGCAGUCACCAGAACUAUCAGGACUUUAUUCUGCAAAAUAUGCCGCUCUGUAUGAAGAACAUGCCAGACAAAAAUGAGAUUGUCAGCGCUGCGGUUUGUGGAAAUCAGUUCACAGAAGAGGGAGAGGAAUGUGACUGUGGCACAGAGGCGGAAUGUACCAACAACUGCUGUAAUGCCAAAACCUGCAAACGCAAAGAAGGCGCUCAGUGUGCAGAGGGAGAGUGCUGCUCUUCUAAUUGUCAGCUGAAGACUGCAGGAUCCGUGUGCAGAGAGGAUAAAGAUGACUGCGACUUGUCGGAAAUGUGUGACGGGAAGUCUGGCAUGUGUCCAUCUGACCGUUUCCGGAUCAAUGGAUUUCCCUGUAGAAAUGGCGAAGGAGGAUACUGCUACAAUGGCAGAUGUCCCACUCUCCAAAGUCAAUGUCAAAUGUACUGGGGUCAAGGGUUUGUUGCUGGCUCAGAUUCCUGCUUUGCACUAAAUACAAGAGGCAGCCCUGGGUUUUGCCGUCAGUCUGGAGUCAAUGUCGUGUGCCCAGCAAAGGAUGUGAAGUGCGGAGUAUUGUUCUGCUCUAGGAGCAGCUUGCGUCCUUAUAAUUCAGACUGUAAUGUCCUUAACCCACAAGUACUGGUGGAGGAUGGGACACGUUGUGCAGAUGAAUAUGUAUGUCAAGGUGGAAGAUGCACCACUAUUCAAGCUGCUUACAAGUCCCAGAACUGCUCUGCAAAGUGUUCAAAAAAUGCUGUAUGUGACCAUGAACUGAAAUGCCAGUGUGAUAAAGGCUGGGCACCUCCCAACUGCGACACCAAUACCACUCAACUAGGAGCUGGCUACAUUGUGCUCAUUGUCAUUAUUCUGAUAGUCAUUCUUCUGAUUGUAUUGUUUGUGGUACAUAAGCUAUCCCAAAAGAAGAAGCAGAGGAGAGCUGAAAAUGGUAGUUCUGGUGUGGCCAAUCCCACCUUCCGUAUUGAUAACCAGAUCAGACCAGCAAAUGGCUAUCCCUCAACCCCUCAGGUGGCUUCCCGGAAUGCCAUGUACCCUCCACAGCCUCCAGCAAGCUCUCAAAAACCCCAGACCUCUGCCAUGUACCCUCCACGAACCCCAGCACCAUCUCAAAAGCCUCAGGCUCCUGCCAUGUACCCUCCACAACCACCAGCAAAUUAUCAAAGGCCUCAGAUUCCACAUGCAUAUCAGAAGCCAACCAAUGUGGUUCCAGCCAGGCCAGCAUACCCCUCAGUUCCACCACAGGCAAUAAAGCCAAAUUACAGACGAUAAGAAUAAUGUGCAGCAGAGCAUGAAAUUUGUGGUAAAAGCACCAUAAAAACUGUAAAGACACCUCUCUAUUCUGCAUCAAUACAUAUCUUACCUCUGUAUUUUUAAACUUUUGGAAAUCACCAAGUA